This is a messenger RNA of Pleurotus ostreatus (oyster mushroom), 438 nucleotides long. RefSeq lists its product as uncharacterized. Lineage: Eukaryota; Fungi; Basidiomycota; Agaricomycetes; Agaricales; Pleurotaceae. The record is from RefSeq and is a predicted model, not a curated record. Bases 1 to 438 code for a protein of 145 amino acids. The transcript is spliced from 4 exons.
AUGGUAUCCCAUUUUCACAACUAUACUCUUCCUCUAAACGCAGCUACCUUAGUUACUUUUCACGAUGCUGCUCAAAAGGGUCUAGGCUUGCGUAUCUGUCAAGUCAUGAUAUCUACCGCAACGUCGGCAAGCCGUAAAGAACCCACCGUCGACGAGUUGGCAACGUUCUUCAUCUUUCAGCACGAAAUAUCCAAAGCUGUGGAAAGCAUUUUACUUGCCGAUAUCCUCGCUCCAUUACCGGAGAAAAUCAUCUUGGAAGGAGAUGGCUAUACACUAGUAGGAACAGAAGCUAGACGCGACUGGCGGUUUGGCGCGACGAUAAAUGCUCGGUGGGGUAAGGAGCCUCUGGUACCAACGGACAGCAAAUGGAGAUUCCUCUUCGAGGUUCGAAAAAAGCCUAUUGAAACUAUGGCAAAGCAGAGGAUUUCGGAGAAGUGA